Protopolystoma xenopodis is the source of this 762-nucleotide messenger RNA. Lineage: Eukaryota; Metazoa; Platyhelminthes; Monogenea; Polystomatidea; Polystomatidae. The record is from the annotation of a GenBank genome assembly.
AUGCUUAGGCUUCUGAAUCAAUUACAACCCUCUUCACAGUGCCAGGAUUCUUGCAGGCUAAUCAGCUCAGCCCCAACGCCAAACUCAUCGAUCAACCUGAUUGGGAUCAAUCGGAGUCGUACGUCUGAUUUCACAUGUCAGCAAGAUUCGGGUUAUAGUAGUUGUGCCCUUGAAGCUGGCAUUGUGUCUCGAGGGCUUAUAUUGCCUCGAAGUGGACCCAUAGACUUGGUGCUCGAAAAUGCAAACUCAUCAACUAAUGAUGUGCCUUGGCUACCCAGAACUGUUUCUCCAGACAUAAUAGAGAAUGAUUUCGGUGAUACUUUCAGUGGUGAUCCCGACCUUCACUUCCAUGCUAUAUUACGCUCCGACACUAUUUGCAACGAUACAUGCAGCACCAAAGGCACAGAGGUUUCUUCAAUUUAUAAUGCUUUCACAUUAUUUUCACGCGAAUCUUCUUCUCAUAAUUUAUCUGCUGUCUACUCUACCCCAUCGACCUAUCGCCAGGUUUCUGAUCUAUGUAGUGUCUCUGGCUGUCAAGAUCUCCUUAGGCCCGAGGCGAAUGCCUGCACGAAUGGCCUAUCUUUUCAUCCAUAUGCAACUGUCUCGUCAGAGCAAUCUUUGCCGGCGAGUCCCGGAAAUUUAAAACUUGGCACAAGAUCUCGUUUGAAGCUGGAUUUACUCACAUACCGGCCUCAAUCACGUGUCAAGGAGGUCUUAUCUGAGCUUCCUGUAUCGAUUCAGGUAGGUAGAUUUUGUGACUAG